Messenger RNA from Tricharina praecox, 1915 nucleotides. RefSeq lists its product as uncharacterized. NCBI's taxonomy places the organism in Eukaryota, Fungi, Ascomycota, Pezizomycetes, Pezizales, Pyronemataceae. The record is from RefSeq and is a predicted model, not a curated record. The transcript has 4 exons. Bases 110 to 1561 code for a protein of 483 amino acids. Gene Ontology annotation, molecular function: oxidoreductase activity.
GACAGACUGCACUACCAAUGUCGCUCGUGUACUCUCGACGAUCUAGAGCGUCACGGUCUAUCAAAGGGACUCCGUGUACAUACACUCUUCUGUUCUAUGGAGGUUUAAAAUGCAAGCAUUCAGACUGCGACUUAUAAACCGUCAAUUCACACGAUCAACAUCAAUCGUCUACCAGCAGCACCAUCAUCAUCCUCAGCACCAUCACAACCAGCAGCACCAGCGCAGCAUGUCUACGACCACAUCCCAGAUCGUGCUCACGCCCCAGACCCACGGGAUCGUCCCGUUUCCGGGCCUGACGCCCGCCUCCGCCGCGGCCACAAGCGCCGCGCUGACCGAAAACCACGAGCGCAACCACAUAUACUUCAACAACGACGGUUUCCACAACCACAUAGCGCACUACCUGCUGGCGAUCUACUCACUCGGCGCCCCGGCGCCGCUCAUCCAGAGCGGCUACGAGCGUGAAUCCGCCUACCAACGUGCCCUUUUCGCGCUCCCAGCUCCACCGGCAAUCGACCUGGCCGAUCCCGCGCAGUGGGAGAAGUCCCUGGGCAAGGAUGAGUGCUAUAUCCCGUUCCUAAGGUACUUCUCGAGGGAGAUAGAGAUCUACGGCGUCGAAGACACCUUGAUAAACCAGCUGUUCGAUGGCUCGCCUAAAGCAGAGGAUAUGCUGGUCCGGCUGUUUGCGGGGUUUUUGCACCCGUUCAUACACAUAGGCUAUGGCCUCGAGUUUGGAUUGCCGGCGGUUGUGGCGGAGGGCCUGGCGAUGGCCGCCGUAGAGGCUAAUUGGCUUGGUGGUCUGCUGAUUCCGGCGGAGGUGGCCGCACGGGAGGCGAAGGACGACACCAGCGCUACCACGUUGGUAACGCUCCUUGACGAGAUCCGCGAAGAUGUCAAGCUCCGGGACGCACCCAAGUGGAGCGACGGGAACAAAAUCAAAGGGAUCCUGCAGCGGGCGCCGCAGGAGAUGCUCUCGUACCUCAGCCGGUACACGGUGCCUGUCGACAAGCUGCAGGCGAAGAUGGCAGAAAGCAUUAAUGCAGCUGCACUCUUUACCGCUGCGGCGCAGAGGGAGGAUAAGGAGAUCCGUAUUGAUUUUUACUACAUGCACUCCCACAACUCCUCCAUCUUCCUGCCGGCAUACCUCUCGCAGCCCUGGCUGCCGGACACCGCAAAGGCGCGCCUACUGGAAUGGAAGUCACGGCACGACCUAGCACUGUACGCCUCCCGGCGCUCGCCGGUCCUCCGCGUCGACGACAUCCGCAACUACACGGCCAAAGAAGCGUCUUCCGCCACCAAUCCAUGGCUCAACAUCAUCUCGCGGGCGCUAAAGCGGGAGGAUGACGGACACGUCGUCAAGUUUAUCCGCGCUUGUAUGCAUGGUGAGAGGAUUUGCGCCCAAUACCAGGAUCAUGAGAAGGAGGGCUUUGUCGUCCAAGGGGAUAUGUGGAUCAAGAUUGCGCAGAUGUGUAUGGACUCGGUCGAAGAGGAGGGCGUCCAGUGGGCCAGGAGUGUCGGCUUCGAUGAGGCGUGGGCGAAGUACGGGCCGAGGCGCAAGUACUAGGUGGUAGUUACUGAGUGACUGAGUGACUGUUGUUUUCGUCGCAUUGUAUUUACACUAGUAUACCUACCCCACUCAUUAUUCAAACCGUAUUCCAUUCAUUCCGUUCAUGCUUCCGUCUCGUCGUGGCCGAGUCGAGUCGAGUCGAGCGAAGCCUCAUGUUUAACCGCACUACCGGUGUGUAUGUACGAUGAGGUCCGCAGGCGCAGAGGAGGUUGGUCGUCUGUUGCGUGUAUGUAGAUCAGUUGCCGAUCUAUUAUUAGCAGCGCCGGCCAGAGAUAGACGAAGGUUACACGGAUGUCGACAUCUCUUGCAGACAGGCAGACAGACAGCGACAAGGCCCUUUGACUCUUGAGA